This is a messenger RNA of Trichechus manatus latirostris (Florida manatee), 4839 nucleotides long. RefSeq names its product collagen alpha-4(VI) chain-like. The annotation marks the transcript as partial. NCBI's taxonomy places the organism in Eukaryota, Metazoa, Chordata, Mammalia, Sirenia, Trichechidae. The record is from RefSeq and is a predicted model, not a curated record. The transcript is spliced from 21 exons.
CUUGCCCAGAGGCUGCGGCAGGAGCUCUGUGAUACUUUGGCAAAGGCCGCUCCACCAGCUGACCACAUCUCUCCAGCUUGCAGAGAAGCAGUCCUGGCAGACAUUGUGUUCCUAGUGGACAGCUCGACCAGCAUUGGACCCCGGAACUUCCAGAAAGUGAAAAACUUCCUUUACUCUGUUGUCUUGGGGCUUAACAUCAGCAGUGACCAGGUCCGAGUGGGACUUGUCCAGUAUAAUGACAACAUCUACCCGGCCUUUCAGCUGAACCAGUACCCUCUGAAGAGCAUGGUCCUGGAGCAGAUCCAGAAUCUGCCCUACCGCACAGGAGGCACAAGCACGGGGAGUGCCCUGGAGUUCAUCAGGACCAACUACUUGACUGGGGCAGCUGGCAGCCGGGCCCAGGACCGGGUUCCUCAGAUAGUUAUCCUGGUGACAGAUGGCGAGUCAAGUGAUGAAGUCCAGGAGACCGCUGACAGGUUGAAAGAAGAUGGAGUUGUUGUGUAUGUGGUAGGGAUUAAUGUCCAGGAUGUCCAGGAGUUGCAAAAAAUAGCCAGUGAGCCAUUUGAGAAGUUUCUCUUCAACACUGAAAACUUCAACAUCCUGCAGGAACUCUCAGGAAGCAUCCUUCACACCCUGUGCUCAGCAGUAGAGGGUAAGGUUAAAGAAUUCAACAAGGCUUAUGCAGACGUGGUCUUUCUUGCUGACACCUCUCAGGACACAUCAUGGGACAGUUUUCAGCGGAUGAGGCAUUUCAUCUCCAGAGUGGUUAGCAUGCUGGAGGUUGGCAAGGACAAGUACCAGAUUGGGCUGGCUCAGUAUGGCGAUCAAGGUCACACUGAAUUUUUGCUCAAUACCUACCAGACGCAGAAUGAGAUGAUUGUUCACAUCCAGGAGCAGUUUAGGCCCCGGGGUGGCCCCAGGAGGACAGGCAAGGCUCUGCGGUACCUUCGUCAGACCUUCUUCCGGGAGGCAGCAGGAAGCCGGUUUCUCCAGGGCGUUCCCCAGUAUGCAGUGGUCAUUACCUCGGGCAAGUCUGAGGAUGAGGUCUGGGAGGCCACGCAGGCGCUGGGGAAGAAAGGCGUGAAAGUCAUUUCUGUGGGCAUGCAGAACUUCGACAGGAAAGAACUGGAGGGGAUGGGAACCCCAUCCCUUGUAUUUGAGAUGCAAGGAGAAGAUGGAGUCAGACAGAUGCUGCAGGAUGUGCGUGUGGUGAUCCAAGAGGCUGGGCAGCCAGGGCUCAGGACUCAGGUCAACGAGGAGGCUGCAGUAGCGUGUCCAAAGGCUGUUCCAGCUGAUUUAGUAUUCCUGGUUGAGGAAUUUAGCAGGGCUGGUCAAUCAAAUUUCCGACAGGUUGUCAGUUUCCUAAAGACUGCUGUCAGAUCACUAAGAAUCCAUCCUGAUGCUGUGAGAAUUGGCUUGGUCUUUUACAGUGGGGAACCACGAGUUGAGUUUUUGCUGGAUACAUUUCAGAAUCCAGCCCAAAUCUUGGAGCAUUUGGAUAAAUUAACCUACCGAGGAAGAGGAGGAAGGCUCAAGACUGGAGCUGCUCUGGAUUUCCUAAGGAACAGGGUUUUCAUUCAGGAGAAGGGGAGCCGGUCCAACCAAGGGGUGCAACAGAUAGCUGUGGUCAUCACGGAAAGCAUCUCCCAAGAUAACGUGUCCAGACCAGCUUCUGUCCUCCGAAGGUCGGGAGUUACCGUGUUUGCAGUGGGCACCCAGCUUGCCUCAGAGAGCAACGACCUGGAGAAAAUGGCCUCAUACCCCCCUUGGAAACAUGCGAUCUCCCUGGAAUCUUUCCUGCAACUCUCUACUGUGGCGGACAAGAUUAAGAACCAGCUCUGCACUGAAAUUGUGGGCAAAAUGGAUUCAGAUUUAAGGGUGGGCUAUGCCCCACAAGAAGACUGUACUCUAAUGCAUUGGGUUGUUGCUUCUUCUUAUUGCCUAGGUUGUGUGCAUAUUAAGAAGGCAGAUAUUUACUUCCUUAUUGAUGGUUCUGGCAGCAUCACACCUGAAGAUUUUCUUGAAAUGAAAGUGUUCAUGAAUGCGGUGAUAAAGAUGUUCCAGGUUGGGCCUGACGGAAUACAGUUUGGAGUCGUUCAGUACUCAGACAAAACUCAGAAUCAGUUUAUCCUCAGCCAGUAUACCAGUGUGGCAGAGCUGAAGGUAGCCAUUGAUGGCAUCCAGCAGAUGGGAGGUGGCACCAACACAGGUCAGGCCUUGAAUGACAUGAAGCAGAUCUUUGCAGACACUGCCCGCAGCAAGAUACCUCAAUAUCUCAUAGUCAUCACUGAUGGAAAAUCUAACGACCCAGUGGCCGAAGCUGCAGAGGCCUUGAGAGAAGGCUAUGUCACCAUCUAUGCAAUUGGAGUAAGAGAUGCUAACACUGAUGAGCUUAGAAAAAUAGCGAACGACAAGAUUUUUUUUGUGUUUGGGUUUGAUUCCUUGAAGGCCAUUCAAACAGAAGUGGUAUGGGAUAUCUGCUCCUCAGAGAUCUGUAAGGAUAAGAAAGCUGACAUUAUCUUCCUGAUAGAUGGUUCAGAAAGCAUCUCUUCAAAAGACUUUGAAAAGAUGAAGGGAUUCCUGGAGAAAAUGGUGAACAUAUCUGAUAUUGGUCCUGAUAAAGUUCAGAUUGGCCUUUUACAGUUCAGCACAGAGCCCCGGGAAGAAUUUAUGCUCAGCCAAUACUCUUCAAAGGUGGACAUUCUCAGAGGCAUCUCAGCUGUUCAGCAAAUGAACGAUGGCACCCACAUGGGGAAAGCCCUGAAUUUCACUCUGCCUUUUUUUGACAGCUCAAGAGGAGGGAGACCCAGUGUUCGUCAGUAUUUGAUUGUGAUCACCGAUGGGGUCACAAAGGAUAGCGUAACAAUACCAGCCAAGGCCCUCAGGGACAGAAACAUAAAUAUUUUUGCCGUUGGGGUGGGGGAAGCCAAAAACUCUCAGCUUUUGGAGAUUACUAAUGACCAGGGCAAAGUGUACUAUAGAGACAAUUUUGAGUCCCUUGAGAACCUGGAGAAGACAAUUCUUGAUCAGAUCUGCACUCCACAAGAAUGUAACACGGAGUUGUCUGUAGGAAUUGAUAUCUCUACCUCCAGAAGGCAGGUUCAGCAGAAGCUUCAAAAGUUACUGCCAGAACUGAAGCAACAGUUGGCCUUGCUUUCCAACAUCAGCUGUGGUGUUCCUGGUCAGAUCAACGUGACGUUUCACUACGUGAUUCCUGGCCCAAGUGGGCAGACUACCUUUGACUCAUACUUUGAGAAUUCCAAUGACGGGAUCACCCAGAUGUUCUUGAAUGCCAAGAACAAUCUUAUGGAUGUGAAUUUUUUGCAGUCCCUGGGAAAUGUUGCUCUCCUGGCUUCUGCUAAAGUGAAGGUCCUUUUAGUGUUUACAGAUGGACUGGAUGAUGAUUUAGAAAGACUGAAGGAAAAAUCCAAGCUGCUCCGCACUGCAGGGCUCUCUGGACUCUUAGUAGUUGGCCUGGAAGGCGUGCAGAAAUUAGAAGAGCUCCAGGAGCUGGAGUUUGGCAGAGGAUUUGCAUAUAAGCAGCCUCUGAGCAUCACACUGCCAUCCCUCCCAAGCCUCUUACGGAAACAACUUGACACAAUUGUGGAAAGAACUUGCUGCAGUAUGCACCUGCAAUGUUUUGGAGAAGAAGGGGACAGAGGAGAUGAUGGGGAUCCUGGGAGCAAGGGAGAAAAGGGUCCUGAUGGAUUACUGGGCCAUCCUGGUGAAGAAGGUGUACUUGGAGAGAGAGGUCCCCGUGGUCUUCCUGGGCUCCGAGGGGAGGGAGGAUGCCUCGGUCUGAGGGGACCUAAGGGAGCCAGAGGAUCUUCAGGAGAGAAGGGUGACCCUGGGGAGGAAGGUACUGAUGGCUUGAAUGGAGAAGAGGGUGAGCGUGGAGUCCCAGGGCCAUCUGGAGAAAAAGGAAGUAGAGGAAAUCGGGGCUUGACCGGACCCCCAGGACGACCUGGAGAGCGUGGAAUGCCUGGUUUAAGGGGAGAUCCUGGGGAUCCUGGAACUGAUAGUUAUGUCCAAGCCCCUAAGGGAGAAAAAGGAAGGCGUGGACGUCAGGGAAGUUCUAGUUUUGAUGGACCUCAAGGGGAAACUGGAAACGUUGGCCCUAAACCUCCGGUGACCGAGAGCUUCCACCUGACUUCCUAUGGCCACCGGACUCAGAUGCAGCGGCUUCUGGGCGAGGCCGCGGGCCGCCCCCCGCAAGGAGCCCCCGCCCUGGGCCACGCCCUGGAGUGGACCCUGGAGAAGGUGAUCCUGGCAGCCCCGCUGCCGCGGAGAGCGCGGGUUCUCUUCGCCAUCGUUGCCAGCGAGACCAGCAGUUGGGACCGGGAGAAGCUAAGGACUUUGUCCCUGGAAGCCAAGUGCAAGGGUGUCGCUCUGUUUGUGCUGGCCUUAGGCGCGGGAGUGGGGCCCCUGGAGCUGGCUGAGCUGGAUAGUGUGGCCAGCUCCCCCUCCGAGCAGCACCUGCUGCGCCUAGAGGGAGUCUCGGACGAGGACAUGGCCUAUGCCAGGGGAUUCACACGGGCCUUUUUCAACCUCCUAAACAGUGAAACGAACCAGUACCCACCCCCAGAGCUCACUGAUGAAUGUGGGGGCCUGAACCGUGGGGACACUCUGCUGCAACCAGUCAUGCCUGUCAAGAGGUCAUCCAAGCGCCAGUUUGGCAUGUCUGCCUCUGCUGAUGAUUUGGAAGCACUUGAAGCAACAGACUUUUUUCUAGGAGGGGAGAAAACAGCCACGACAACAGCUGUAACUCAACAAAAAGCACUUGAAAAUUAUUAUGAAAAGAACAAAUAUGACUCUGGAAAAAAUGAACAAGAAACACCA